Molecule: messenger RNA, 676 nt
Organism: Anoplophora glabripennis (Asian longhorned beetle)
Lineage: Eukaryota; Metazoa; Arthropoda; Insecta; Coleoptera; Cerambycidae
Exons: 3
Coding region: 38-481 (147 amino acids)
Source: RefSeq, a predicted model, not a curated record
UGUUGAAAUUUUCAACAGUUUGGAUGACAACGCAACGAUGAACUUAAAAAUAUUAAUAUUGACAUUCUUGUUUUUCAAACCAAGUAAAGGUCAUUUCAAUUUCUAUGCUGGCCAACGACUCCCAGUAACCAACCUCGAUGCGUUGUCUGCCGUAUCGAAGUUCUACACUGUGAAGCAACUUGAUGGUUAUGGUAACUGUCUAGGAUUUACGUUAGAGACUCUUGGAACUAUAGUGCUUCAAUGUCAUGGUGAAACCCUGGAUAAAGAUAGCUGCUUCAAAGUAUUAAAGGAGAAAAUCAAUGAGAACGGCACCACAUCCUUUACCGAAAAGGAAAGAAGAGUAUGUGCCGAUAAACUGAAUGAAUCAUGUGCGGGACUUGCAACUCAAGAUAGAGAAACAAUUUUGAUUUGUAGUUGGUCGAUACAUACGCAUGUUGCAAGCGGAAUACCAUUUAAUGCAAGACCAACAUAUGACGUAUAGGACAGAUAAAUACGUUAACAGUGUUAAUACAACAAUAACAGUACCUCAGUAGACUGUAAUGGGCAACAUUUAAAUUUAAUUUUUAAGAAGCUAAUAAGAUCUCAAAAUCGCUUCACACUACUUCGGGAAAUUUUGUAAACAAAAAUGUGUACCAGUUUAUGUUAAAUAUAAAUGUAAUUUUUUAAUUUAAUAAUA